Molecule: messenger RNA, 954 nt
Organism: Nannospalax galili (Upper Galilee mountains blind mole rat)
Lineage: Eukaryota; Metazoa; Chordata; Mammalia; Rodentia; Spalacidae
Product: olfactory receptor 51G2-like
Exons: 1
Coding region: 1-954 (317 amino acids)
Biological process (GO): G protein-coupled receptor signaling pathway
Cellular component (GO): membrane
Molecular function (GO): olfactory receptor activity; G protein-coupled receptor activity
Source: RefSeq, a predicted model, not a curated record
AUGUCUGUUGUCAAUAAUUCUGCACUGUACCCUCGAUUCCUCCUCACUGGCUUCCCUGGCCUUGAAAGCAGAUAUGGCUUGAUCUCCAUCCCCAUCUUCUUGGUUUAUGCCACUUCAGUUGCAGGGAACUUUACCAUCCUUUUCACUAUCAGAACCGAGUCUUCCCUGCAUCAGCCGAUGUACUACUUUUUAUCUAUGCUGGCACUCACAGACCUGGGCCUCUCCACCACGACCUUACCUACCAUGUUCAGUGUGCUUUGGUUCCAAGCCAGGGAGAUCCCCUUCAAUGCCUGUCUUGUCCAGAUGUAUUUCAUUCAUGUUUUCUCAAUAAUUGAGUCAGCUGUGCUCUUGGCCAUGGCCUUCGACCGCCUUGUAGCUAUCCGGGAACCUCUACGCUAUGCAGCCAUUCUAACCGACAGUGUCGUCACUGGGAUUGGCUUGGCAAUUGCUGGAAGGGCCUUAGUCUUGGUCUUUCCAGCUUCUUUUCUUCUGAAGAGGCUUCAGUAUCAUGUGAUCAAUAUUCUCUCCUACCCCUUCUGCCUGCACCAGGACCUCAUAAAGACAACAGUAUCUAGCCGCUGGGUCAGUAGCAUCUAUGGCCUCAUGGUGGUCAUCUGCUCCAUGGGACUGGAUUCUUUGCUUCUUCUCCUGUCUUAUCUCCUCAUUCUGGGCACGGUGUUGAGCAUAGCCUCCAAGGCAGAGAGAGUGAAGGCCCUCAACACCUGCAUUUCCCAUAUCUGUGCUGUUCUGACUUUUUAUACACCAAUGAUUGGACUAUCCAUGAUCCGUCGAUAUGGACAGAAUGCUUCCCCAGUUGUCCAUGUGCUUAUGGCCAAUGUAUACCUUCUGGUUCCCCCGCUCAUGAACCCCAUUGUCUACAGUGUGAAGACCAAGCAGAUUCGUCACAGGAUCCUGAAGAGAUUCAAGAAACAAAGUUUAAAUGAAGGGGAUUAG